AUGAUUCAGUUAGGUGGAAUUUUUGAGAUACAAAUUGCAUACAUUGAAAGAAAUAAUUGCCAGGCUACAGAAAAAAGAAAAGAAUUCAUAGAUCGGGUUUUAAUGACUAGGCAUCUUUGCAAACUAGGAUGUCCAGAUGUCGGUACAGUUUUGAAAAGCAAUCAAGAAUUCAAAGAAUUCAAACUUGUAUCAACAAGAAGUUAUCAAUAUGGAGGGGCCUACCCCGUUGUUAGUUAUCCUCUUUGGAAAAGCACAUUAUCUCACUGUGAAAGAUCCUGGACUGUCGUAAAUAAAGAAAAACACGAAAAUGGAGAUUAUGUUGGGGUCUGGACGUUGAUCGAGCAUAAAUGUGAAAGUUUCAAAAAUCCUAAAAAAUUAGCAAACUUUGUUGCUGCUGUUUGGACGAAUCUUGUUAAUCAAAAUGAAGACCGAGAUUUUUGCGAUCUUAUUGAAAAAUGGAAAGAUAGCUUUUUGAAGAAGAGAGAGGCCUUUGCCAAUGAAAGUAAACUCCCACAAAUGGAUGAUUUUUUGGUUCUUUUACAGCAACUUUAUGAAGGUGAGUCAAAAUUCGGCUUUAUGCCUAUCCAGAAGACCAUGAUAGACUGCGAAAAAUAUCUGCAACCCUUCUUAAGAAAACUGAUGGAUAUGAAAUUCCAAGGCUCUGAGGAAAAACAUCAGCUUUGGCAUGGGUUUUUGAACUUAGCAAAUAAAUAUGGCAAUUGUAGACGAGAAUUUGUGCUGGAGAUUUCGACAUGGCUGCGAAAACAUGUGUUGAGUGAAUUCGUUGUAUUGCCUUGUCCAUUCCAUGAUAUCAGAAGCACAAGUUGUGCAAUGGAAGAAAUAUUUCUCCCUGUGGUGACAAAUAUAUUGACACAAGAAAUAUGCGAAGAAGAAGCAUUCUUUCAGUUUUUGACAUCGACUUUACAAAAAGCUGUUUCUUGUGCAUUGGAAAAGUUACUAUCAUCUGGAAAUACACAACAAUACCUAGCCAUGUUUUCCAAUGCAUUGACGCUAGGUUAUGAUAUCAAAACAAAGAAGAUCAAAGAGACUUUGACAAAAAGUGUCAUUCAAGAGUAUUCUGUGAGGUGUAAGAAGUCUCUUAUGUUAAUGGGAGCUUAUACGUCUGAUUCUUCUUCUAUUAAUCAAGCCAGGACUCUACAGAGCAUUAUUUUCCAAUUCAUUAAUAAAGGAGAAAAGGCUGCGUGUUUUAGAGACAUCAUUCAAACGAUAAUAAAAAUGGGGCUGAAAUUAGAUGAAAGUAUAUUAAAUAUUGUUUGUGGUCAAACCGAUACUGGACUAGAGAUAAUUUUGAAAAGAAUGAUGCAGAUAUCAGGAAUUUCUCUUACUUACUUUGAAGGAGACAAAAGUGAAGUGUAUAGACCCCUCUAUUAUGAGGAUCUUGUAUUCGAGCAUUCAUCAUCCGUUGAGCAAAAACCAUUGUUUAAUAUUUUAGCAAAAAUGAAUAUGACUGAAUUCUAUCCAGAGAAAAUGAGUCUCCAAGACGUAAUAAAAAUGCAUGAAAAUCAAUUCACAGAACCAUCAUCGUUUGCAGAACUUCCUUGGGCUAUGCUUGGAAAGAUAAUUGCCAUAAACUUUGACUUUAGGGAAAAGUGUUUGGAUCCAUUUCUCAAAAGACUAGUUGUACAGAAGAUGCAACUUUGUCAAGUUGCUGUGCCCUUGGUGUACUGGGAUUAUGAACAGGAACUUUUCAGGUUUUCGUUAUGGCCUUUAAGGGAAAUUUUCAUUGAUAGUGGAUCUGAAUCUGUUGCGACAAAGCAAAUGCAAACAUUAGCUUUUAUAAGAAUUGGUGAUAAAAGAAAAUGCUCAAAAUCAAAAUUGAUAAACCAAUUUCUGAGAGGUCAAAACGAUGAACACAGUACUUUCUUUCAUAAAGACUGCUUACUUGGACAUUGUAAAAGAAGUUUUGCUAAUGGAACCAUCGAAGCAAGUUGGUAUAUUCCAAAAUCAAAUACAAAAAAUGAUGACUCUCGGAAUCCAAACGAGAAAGAAAAAAAAAUUGAGCAACCCCUUACAAUAUUAAAUCUACGAGGAGAUGCAUUUUCCUUUCCGGAACAACUUCACUUUUUGACUAAUUUUGCUAAUGCGUUGGUGCUUAUUAUAGACUACGAAGACAUCGAAAGCGAGAAAUAUCUUCCCGUUUUAGCACAAAUCCAUGCAUCUGAAGCUUAUGUUAUUAUAAUCACAAGUUUACCUCAUGACGAUAAUGAAACGGAACAAUUUAUUCAGAUGUACGAGGAAAAGACAAACCUUUCAUAUGAGAAGUGCUCAAUUCUUUCAACAACAUCAGAAGGGCGACAUUUAAAUGAAAUUGAAGUGAAACAGUUUUUAAUCAAUGACAUUUAUGAUACACUUCAUCAUAAAAUCAUGGUGUCUCUUGAAGAAAUAAGUGAACGAUUACCAACAGAUUUCUGUUGUGAUGAAGAGUUAUCAAAAUCGCUUUCAGGAAAACAGCUUUGUGAUGAAAUUAUUUCCAAAAUAGAAGGAAACCAAUGGAAAAGAGAACUAGAGAAAAGGGAUAUUCUACCACUUCAAGGAGAAACUUUAUGGCAUGAAUGGAGUAAGGAGCAGAAGGAGGAACGCCGAUCAGGAAAACAAGAGAAAAUUAAUUUUAACGAACCUCACUUGGAAAGGAUGCGAAUAUUGAGGAUGAAACAAAUUUGCAUUUUUGAAGAAACAUCAGACACAAUGGCCCGUUUCGUACAGAUUUUACUAACUUUAAUUAAUGAUAAGCAGACAACAUUAUUUUUCCUAUCAUGGUUGCGUCAGUAUAUGGACAGUCGAUCUAGAACUAUUUUGCCUUGUGUUUUGAACUCAUUGAGGAAAGCCUUUCAUGAGUUUGAGUUUAUAAGAUCACAAAAGGGAGGAGAAAAUGCUGAUGAAAAUGAGAAAAAACUGGCACAACUCAAGGAAACUAUAUCUAUUAAAGAAAAAAAAUUGGCACACUCUUCAUUUGGAUUAGAACACUUUUUCAGAGAAAUGGGUCAGCUUUUUGAAGCUUUCAUUUACUGUAAAGAUGAUUUGCCUUGUACAGUUACUGAGAAAACAAGAGAGGUUAUAUAUUCAUUACCUUUAAUUGCCGCAACACUUUUAUGUUGGGGACAACCAUUAGAAGUUAUGGAUGGCGAUGCUGCUAAUGUUCCUCUGAAAUGGAUAGAUGCUGUAUUUCAUGAGGUUUCAAAAAUAAUCGGUGAAAAUAAACGUCUCUUUGCUAUCUCAGUUUUAGGUAUCCAGAGUUCUGGAAAAUCUACUCUUCUAAAUACAAUGUUUGGUCUUCAAUUUGCUGUUAGCGCAGGAAGAUGCACGAGGGGGAUUUUUAUUCAAUUAGUGCCUGUAGAUAAAAAAAAAUCCUCCUUAAAGUUUGAUUACGCAAUGGUUAUUGAUACAGAAGGUUUGCGUGCACCUGAGCUGGCUGGAGAAAAGGUGAAUCAUGAUAAUGAACUUGCAACUCUAGUUAUUGGUAUGGGAGACGUUGCCAUUAUAAAUAUUAAAGGAGAAACAAUCGCAGAUAUGGAGGAUGUUCUCCAGAUAGUUGUUCAUGCUCUGAUUAGAUUGAAACAAGCAAAUGAAAAGAUAAAUUUAAAACAGUCUUGUGUAUUUGUUCAUCAAAAUGUUUCAGCCCAGGAUGCAGACAAGAUGACGAUUCAAGGAAAUCAGAAAAUUGUUAACAAUUUGGAUAAAAUGACGAAAGAGGUAGCAAUUGAGGAACAUGUAGGAAAUAUCAAGUCAUUUCAAGAUGUUAUCAGCUUUAACCCAAUCAAACAUGUCAAAUAUAUUCCUGAUUUAUGGCAUGGCACUCCACCAAUGGCACCAGCUAGUUCGCAGUACAGCACAAGUGUUACUGAACUCGAUGAACUGAAAUUAAAAUGGUUACAUGAUAAUCUUCGUCCAAAAAUCAGGCAAUGCGAAAAUGUCGAAGACCUUGAAAACAAAGAAUCUACACUUUUGAUAACGUUUUCAAAACUAAUUGAUACAAAAACUAAGGCAAUAGCUGAAGAACUAGAGCAUUUUUUCAAAGAAUCAGAUUUAUCCGAUUAUAUGGUCCACUGGAAAGGUAGAAAAGACACUGAACUUGACACAACGUCUCGUGCUAUUAUUACUGACGUGAGACAAAAACUUUCAGUUGAGAAAGAGAAAUGCAAAGCCUUAAUGGAAAGCAACGAUCGCAUACUAAAGAAUCAGAAAGAAAUUCAAAAAUUGGCCACAGAUUUUGCAAAAACGGUAAAGGGGAAACAGAAAACUCCGUCAGAGGAAGAAAUAAGAAUGAAGUUUAAGGAAGCCUGGAAAAAGUGGGUAGAUGAUAUAGUUAAGAAGAAUCCAGAGAGCGAUGUUGAAGAUGAUAUAAACAAAAUGAAAAGUGAUACUGUAGAUCUGCUCUACGACAGUCAAAUUCUUAGGAUUGUCACUGAUAACUUUCAGGCACAUUACAGGGAUUCAAAACAUGGAUAUACAUUGACAAUCCCCCUGGAAAUAACAGUAGCUCUUCAUGUUGCAAGGUUUUCUGUGUACCGGUUUUCGGAAAUGAUAAAAGCUUUUAAAUCAAAAAGCAGUUUACGUUCAAGAAUUGAAAGUAGUCGCAAGGAAACAGAAGCUUACUUCGUUGGUAUCUGCACGGCAAAGGCAAACGAAAGUGAUAUAGAAUCGGUAUCUUGGAAGGAUGAAUCACCUUACAAAGUUAUCAUGGAAAAAUUGUGGGGAUGUCCGGAAACAUGCCCCUGGUGCAAGGAACCCUGUGCUACUACAUCUAGGUUUGACAAGCAUGAACAUUUUUGUGUACAACACCGCCCACAAGGUGUUAAUGGAAUUCAUAGCGAAGGAAGUGAAGAACUUGUAUUAGAAAAUUGCAACUAUCUCAUUGAAACUGAUAUGGCCCUCAUAUGUGGUGACUGGUGCAACUGUCCUAACAAGGAUUCGCAGAUAUAUCAUCCAUACAAAGACUACAAGAAUCAAAUCCCAACAUGGGAUAUAAAACCCUCACCGGAACUAUCGAAAUACUGGUAUUGGUUCAUUAAAAUAUAUGGAAAACGCCUUGCUAAGUUAUACGAUUUAACUCUUCCUCGUGUGCCAGAUGAGUGGAAAAUUAUAAAACGAAAAGAUGCAAUUUCAAGCUUAAGCUAUGUUUGA
Molecule: messenger RNA, 5142 nt
Organism: Saccostrea cuccullata (small rock oyster)
Lineage: Eukaryota; Metazoa; Mollusca; Bivalvia; Ostreida; Ostreidae
Product: interferon-induced very large GTPase 1-like
Exons: 5
Coding region: 1-5142 (1713 amino acids)
Molecular function (GO): GTP binding
Source: RefSeq, a predicted model, not a curated record